AUGCCGUACAUCUGGGCCGGCAACCCGGAGGCCAAGGAGGAGAUCGAACGGCUGAGUCACGACUUCUGCUAUCCGGACGGCCGCAUGUGUCUCCGACGAAUCAACCCUAACACGAGCCUCGUCUACACUGUCGGUGUCGACCGCAACAGCCUGGCGGACAACAUGUUCCUCCGGAGCUUCCCGUCGUCAAACAACCACCUCGCCAAGAUCGUCCCUCCAGUGGCGACCGACCUGGGCGCGCCAGGGCUUUUUGGGGGGGGGGGGGGGGGGGGGGAGGCGGGGAGGAGGGCGAGCAUGGCGGCUGCCAUUGAUCCAAAAGCCCUUGAGAACUGGAACGAGCAGUGCGAAUCGCACGAGUCUCUGGACUGA
Molecule: messenger RNA, 369 nt
Organism: Thermothielavioides terrestris NRRL 8126
Lineage: Eukaryota; Fungi; Ascomycota; Sordariomycetes; Sordariales; Chaetomiaceae
Exons: 3
Coding region: 1-369 (122 amino acids)
Source: RefSeq, a predicted model, not a curated record